Molecule: messenger RNA, 3120 nt
Organism: Bubalus bubalis (water buffalo)
Lineage: Eukaryota; Metazoa; Chordata; Mammalia; Artiodactyla; Bovidae
Gene: MAPK7
Product: mitogen-activated protein kinase 7
Exons: 6
Coding region: 467-2812 (781 amino acids)
Biological process (GO): protein phosphorylation; intracellular signal transduction; cell surface receptor signaling pathway
Cellular component (GO): nucleus; cytoplasm
Molecular function (GO): ATP binding; MAP kinase activity
Source: RefSeq, a predicted model, not a curated record
AGGGGUGGGCACUUCAGCAAAAGCCGUUCAGGGAUUGGUCAGAGACUGAGGGGCGUGGUCUUGAGGGGGCGGGGCUGGAGACCUGCGGCGUUGAGCGUUCCGCUGAGGUGGUGGCGGCUGCCAGACCCAUUGAGGGAGCGGGUAUUCGGGUCCCACCCCCCCGACUCCGACCUCGGGACUAGACGCCUGGGCGGCGUCGAGGGCCCGUGCGGCGUCGGGGUGAGGCACCAUCCACCUAGUGAGGACCAAGAAGAGCGGGCGCCCCGCCCCUCGCUUUCUUCCUGAACCGCGCCUCGCGGAGCCUCCCCCACUGCCGACCCCGCGUCCCGCGCGGGGUUGAGCUGGGGGCUCCCGAGCGUGCGGGACGCGGGCUGCGCGCGCUGCUCGGCCUGCCAGUCUGGAGCCUCCGAGGGGCCCCUGAGUCCGGGGCCGGGCCCCUCCUCGCCCGCGUGUCCACGCAGACGCCAUGGCCGAGCCCCUGAAGGAGGACGACGGUGAGGACGGCUCCGGGGAGCCCCCCGGGCCGGUGAAGGCGGAACCCACUGGCACCGCCGCCUCGGUGGCUGCCAAGAACCUGGCCCUGCUGAAGGCGCGGUCCUUCGACGUGACCUUCGACGUGGGGGACGAGUACGAGAUCAUCGAGACCAUUGGCAACGGGGCCUACGGGGUGGUGUCCUCCGCGCGCCGCCGCCUCACCGGCCAGCAGGUGGCCAUUAAGAAGAUCCCUAAUGCUUUUGACGUGGUGACCAAUGCCAAGCGGACCCUCAGAGAGCUGAAGAUCCUCAAGCAUUUCAAGCACGACAACAUCAUUGCCAUAAAGGACAUCCUGAGGCCCACUGUACCCUAUGGCGAGUUCAAAUCUGUCUACGUGGUCCUGGACCUGAUGGAGAGCGACCUGCACCAGAUCAUCCACUCCUCACAGCCGCUGACACUGGAGCAUGUGCGCUACUUCCUGUACCAGCUGCUGCGGGGCCUCAAGUACAUGCACUCGGCUCAGGUCAUCCACCGCGACCUCAAGCCCUCCAACCUGCUGGUGAACGAGAACUGCGAGCUCAAGAUUGGGGACUUUGGCAUGGCCCGUGGCCUGUGCACCUCGCCCGCUGAGCACCAGUACUUCAUGACCGAGUAUGUGGCCACGCGCUGGUACCGUGCCCCUGAGCUCAUGCUCUCGCUGCACGAGUACACGCAGGCCAUCGACCUGUGGUCCGUGGGCUGCAUCUUUGGGGAGAUGCUGGCCCGGCGCCAACUCUUCCCAGGCAAAAACUAUGUGCACCAGCUGCAGCUGAUCAUGACGGUGCUGGGUACCCCGUCGCCGGCCGUGAUUCAGGCUGUGGGAGCUGAGAGGGUGCGGGCCUAUAUCCAGAGCCUGCCACCACGCCAGCCUGUGCCCUGGGAGACGGUGUACCCGGGCGCCGACCGCCAGGCGCUCUCCCUACUGGGGCGCAUGCUACGUUUCGAGCCCAGCGCCCGUGUCUCUGCAGCUGCUGCCCUCCGCCACCCCUUCCUGGCCAAGUACCAUGACCCCGACGACGAGCCUGACUGUGCCCCGCCCUUUGACUUUGCCUUUGACCGUGAAGCCCUCACACGGGAGCGCAUUAAGGAGGCCAUUGUGGCGGAGAUCGAGGACUUCCAUGCACGGCGCGAGGGCAUCCGCCAGCAGAUCCGCUUCCAGCCUUCCUUGCAGCCUGUGGCCAGUGAGCCCGGCUGCCCCGACGUGGAAAUGCCCAGCCCCUGGGCUCCGAGUGGGGACUGCGCCAUGGAGUCCCCUCCGCCAGCCCCACUGCAGUGCCCCGGCCCUGCGCCCGACACCAUCGAUCUGACCCUGCAGCCGCCCCCACCAGCCAGUGAACCAGCCCCUCCAAAGAAGGAGGGGGCCAUCUCAGACAACACCAAGGCUGCCCUCAAGGCUGCCUUGCUCAAGUCCUUGCGGAGCCGGCUCCGAGAUGGCCCCAGUGCCCCCCUGGAAGCUCCUGAGCCUCGGAAGCCGGUGACUGCUCAGGAGCGCCAGCGGGAGCGGGAGGAGAAACGCCGACGGCGGCAGGAGCGGGCCAAGGAGCGAGAGAAGAGGCGGCAGGAGCGGGAGCGCAAGGAGCGGGGCACGGGGGUCUCGGGGGGCCCCUCCGCUGACCCCCUGGCUGGGCUGGUGCUCAGCGACAACGACCGCAGCCUGCUGGAGCGUUGGACUCGCAUGGCCCAGCCCCCUGCCCCCGCCCCCACCACAGCCCGGCCCCCCAGCCCUCCCGCUGGCCCUGCCACUCAGCCCACUGGGCCCCUGCCACAGCCGGCCUGCCCACCCCCUGCACCUGCAGCUGGCCCUGCUGCUCCCCAGACCACCGCCGCCUCUGGCCUUCUGGCCCCCCAGCCGCUGGUGCCGCCCCCUGGGCUGCCCGGCCCCAGUGCCCUGAGUGUUCUCCCUUACUUCCCCUCUGGCCCACCCCCUCCAGACCCCGGGGGGGCCCCACAGCCCUCCACAUCGGAGUCACCUGAUGUCACCCUGGUGACCCAGCAGCUGUCCAAGUCACAGGUGGAGGACCCUUUGCCCCCCGUGUUCUCGGGCACCCCCAAGGGCAGUGGAGCUGGCUAUGGUGUUGGCUUUGACCUGGAGGAAUUCCUAAACCAGUCUUUUGACAUGGGUGUGGCUGAUGGGCCACAAGACGGCCAGGCAGACUCAGCCUCGCUCUCAGCCUCCCUGCUCGCUGACUGGCUCGAGGGCCACGGCAUGAACCCUGCUGACAUCGAGUCCCUGCAGCGUGAGAUCCAGAUGGAUUCCCCCAUGCUGCUGGCCGACCUGCCCGACCUCCAAGAGCCCUGAGGCCCGCAGUCCAUGCCUUGCUGCCAGGGGCAGACCCAGCUCCGAGAUCUGCAGGACCGUCCCCAAGGGCCGGAGCCCUGCGCCCUGUCGGGGAAUCAGCUCAGAUCAUUCUGCAGCUUCAUCUCAGACCCACCCUGUGGCCUUAAGCAGCCACCUGAGCCAGCACAAGCCACACCAAGAGGGGAAGCCCCUCCCCCGAGCGAUUCUUUUCAGUAUCGUAAUUUUAUUAUUAUUAUUAUUACAUUAUUAUAAUGACACAGUUUUUUUGCCCUCAGAAGGUUGCUUGUGAAAUACAAGGUCUCCUCUAC